Messenger RNA from Pristis pectinata (smalltooth sawfish), 2741 nucleotides. RefSeq names its product proprotein convertase subtilisin/kexin type 2 (gene pcsk2). The transcript has 12 exons. NCBI's taxonomy places the organism in Eukaryota, Metazoa, Chordata, Chondrichthyes, Rhinopristiformes, Pristidae. Gene Ontology annotation, molecular function: serine-type endopeptidase activity. Gene Ontology annotation, biological process: protein processing. The record is from RefSeq and is a predicted model, not a curated record. Gene Ontology annotation, cellular component: trans-Golgi network; Golgi membrane. The coding region runs from base 397 to 2331 and encodes 644 amino acids.
UCUGUGUAACCCUGGUGUGCAACGAUAUAAAUUACGCAUUUGUUUCUGAAAUGCAUUCAUGACAUUACCUCCAUGUAGUCCCACCUCCCCCUCGCAUUGAGCUGCUGGGCAUUAUUCUGAAUGUUUAAUGCAUUUGACGCGGCUGCGACGUGAUCCAGUGAGAAAGCUCGGCGAUUUCUUCAUGAAUUAUAGAUCAGCCGGUAAAAAUGCGGGCUCCUUUUAACCACCACACACAGAAGGGUUAGGCGGUCUCCUGAACUGCAUAGCUCCAUACUCCGCCCGGAUACUCGGACAAGCGAAUUAAAUGAAGUGUAGUCAGCGGCUUGGCUAACGUUUGUGCUUCAUUCCUCGCCUCCUCCGUCGUCAUAACAGCCCAUUGCUUUUUGAGUGCAAGAGAUGAAGCGGGAAUAUGUCAAGGAUGGGGUCACGUUUGUCCUUCUUUUGUUCAAUGCGGUUAUUUUUGCAACGUCGGCGAUCCAUCCGAAGCUUUACACCAACCACUUCUUGGUUGAGUUGCACCGAGGCGGAGACGAUAUAGCCCGGCGAGUUGCUGCAGAUACUGGCUUUACUGCUGUUAGAAAGCUUCCAUUUGCUGAAGGACUCUAUCACUUCACUCAUAGUGGCAUCCCAACCGCCAGAAAAAGACGUAGUGUUCGCCACAAGUACUAUCUGGAAAGAGACACAAGGGUAAAACAUGCCAUUCAGCAAGAAGCUUUUAACAGAAAGAAGAGAGGAUAUCGAAGCAUUCACGAAAUUGGUAUCACGAUGAACGAUCCUUUGUUUACAAAACAAUGGUAUCUUGUCAACACUGGCCAAAUAGAUGGAACUCCUGGGUUAGACCUUAAUGUGGCUGAGGCUUGGGAAAUGGGCUAUACUGGGAAAGGAGUAACCAUAGCAAUCAUGGAUGAUGGGAUUGACUACUUGCACCCAGACCUUGCAGACAACUAUAAUGCAGAAGCCAGCUAUGACUUCAGCAGCAAUGAUCCCUAUCCAUACCCUCGCUAUACAAAGGACUGGUUUAACAGCCAUGGAACAAGAUGUGCUGGUGAAGUAUCUGCUGCUGCCAAUAACAACAUAUGUGGUGUCGGGGUGGCUUACUCCUCAAGAGUGGCAGGCAUUCGUAUGCUGGACCAACCAUUCAUGACGGACAUUAUAGAAGCUUCUUCUAUCAGUCACAUGCCUCAAGUUAUCGACAUCUAUAGUGCUAGUUGGGGACCAACUGAUGAUGGCAAAACUGUAGAUGGACCUCGUGAACUGACCUUGCAAGCUAUGGCUGAUGGUGUUAAUAAGGGUCGGAAUGGAAAGGGAAGCAUUUAUGUCUGGGCUUCGGGCGAUGGAGGCAGCUAUGAUGACUGCAAUUGUGAUGGCUAUGCAUCAAGCAUGUGGACCAUCUCCAUCAACUCUGCUAUCAAUGACGGGAGGACAGCCCUUUAUGACGAAAGCUGCUCCUCAACCCUUGCGUCCACAUUCAGCAACGGGAGGAAGAGAAACCCGGAAGCUGGUGUGGCAACAACUGAUUUGUAUGGGAACUGCACUCUCCGCCAUUCUGGAACUUCUGCCGCAGCACCAGAAGCCGCUGCCGUCUUUGCUUUGGCUUUGGAAGCCAAUCCAAAUCUAACAUGGCGAGACAUGCAACACCUGACUGUGCUGACAUCUAAGCGCAAUCAGCUGCAUGACGAUGUCCACAAAUGGAGAAGAAACGGUGUGGGGCUGGAGUUUAAUCACCUCUUUGGCUAUGGCGUACUUGACGCUGGAGCUAUGGUAAAAAUGGCCAAAGACUGGAAGACAGUUCCUGAAAGGUUCCAUUGUAUUGGAGGAUCGAUUCAAGAGCCACAGACAAUCUCAUCAGAAGACAAGCUGAUCCUUACAAUAUCAGCUGACGCGUGUGAAGGGAGGAGUAAUUUUGUCCGCUAUCUCGAACAUGUUCAGGCUGUGAUAACCGUAAAUGCCACCAGGCGAGGAGCCCUGAAUAUCAACAUGACUUCACCAAUGGGCACAAAAUCCAUUCUGCUCAGUCGAAGGCCUAGGGAUGAUGACUCCAAGGUGGGCUUUGAUAAAUGGCCUUUCAUGACAACGCACACUUGGGGAGAAGACCCCAGAGGAACUUGGAUCAUAGAAGUUGGCUUUGUUGGAGACACCAUACAGAAAGGUGUGCUCAAGGAAUGGACCCUGAUGUUACAUGGGACUCAAAGUGCUCCUUACAUAGACCAAAUAGUGAAUGAUUACCAAUCCAAACUGGCUAUGUCUAAGAAGGAGGAGCUGGAGGAAGAACUAGAUGAAGCAGUGGAGAGAAGCUUGAAGAAUCUGCUGAAGGAAAACUACCCUCAGUAAACACUGCAUGUCAGUCUUACAUCCCCAAAUCGUACAUCCCAGCAGCUUUGUGAUUUAAAACUACUGAAGUUAAUGUUUCCUGUAGCAAAGUAAUCACACCUUGUCGCAGUCUUAAACUCAUCUGUUGCAUAUUGUCAGUAAAUAAUUAAAUUUAAAUGACAAUUUUUUUACACGGAUACUGUUAAUUCCGCAAAUUUUAUGUACAGUUUGUGACACUGUAAAAGAAUCUUGGUGUGUGAAAUUUAAAAGUGAAAUCUUGCAAGCAAAGCAGUGACAGUUUUUCUUUAUAUUUUUGUGGUAAAUGUUUAUAUAAAAAAAGUGUGUUUCCAAUUUACAGGCAAUGGUUUGAGCAUAUUUCUUCUAGCUUAUCCAAGUUAAAACCAUACCUUUCUUGGCUGGAAAAGCACUUU